GCUUAGCAAGCAAAAUUCCAGAGCGAGUGAAAGCGAGUGAAGAAACAAUGAAGCGCUGUUGUUUUCCGAGCGGCAUUAUGUUAGGGGACUGCAGUGCAUGUUUUUCAUCCCAUGUCAAACUGGCUUGCUUUUUUUGUAUGCGUAUGGCUCAGAUUUGCGGCUGCUAGAGAGGUUUUUAAAGGGGACAUCAAUUUUUUGGAUUUUUUUAAAUUUGCGGAUUGCUUUUUUGGUUCGAGAAUUUAUUUUCCCCCUGGGUUCAAAGUGGAAUAUUCCAGGUGGAAUAUUGGCAAAUCUACAGGAGGGAUCUCAAAGACAAGGUUUUUCCAGUAUGAACCGGGCUUUUAACAGGAAAAAAGAUAAAUCCUGGAUGCACACUCCAGAUGCGCUGGCAAAGCAUUACAUACCCUACAAUGCCAAGUUUCUUGGAAACACAGAAGUUGACCAACCGAAAGGCACAGAGAUUGUUAAGGAAGCAGUUAGAAAGUUAAAGUUUCAAAGGCACAUCAAGAAGUCAGAGGGACAGAAGACACAAAAAGUGGAAUUACAAAUCUCCAUUUACGGAGUAAAGAUCUUAGAUCCCAAGACAAAAGAUGUCCAGUACAACUGCCAGUUGCAUAGGAUAUCCUUCUGUGCAGAUGACAAGACGGAUAAAAGGAUAUUCACCUUCAUCUGCAAAGACUCCGAAUCAAACAAACACCUCUGCUACGUGUUUGACAGUGAAAAAUGUGCAGAGGAGGUAACACUCACUAUUGGCCAGGCGUUUGACUUGGCCUACAAGAAGUUCCUCGAGUCUGGUGGGAAAGAUGUGGAGACACGGAAACAGAUAGGAACCUUACAGAAAAGAAUUCAAGAACUGGAAACGGAAAAUUCUGGGCUUAAGAAGCAGCUUUGGGAACUGGAAGAGCAAUUGAUGAUUGCUCCUGUACCACCACAGCUGCACAUAAACUCUACUAACGAGGCCUACAUGCUCUCAAGACCCUCCUCGCUCUUCUGGUGUCACAAUCUGACGUCCUUCUCGUGUCUCGAGAUCUCCUCGGUCACACUCACCCCUAUGAGCUCGCCCGAGUCCAACCUCUCGGCAGGCCUACUAACCCCUCCUCCGGCUAAGUCUGCUCUCCUCCCAAAGCCUGCCGACGGGUGCAGCAUCCCGCGGCCUCGCGCUGGCAGCAUCUCCUUGAACCCCCCGAUGUCCACAGACGUUUUUGACAUGGUUCCCUUCUCUGCUGUCACACCCCUGGUGCCAAUUCCCGCAAGCAACGGCACACCCCCUCCCCCCACUACAACAUCUCCUCCAGACACGAGUAAAGACCUUUUUGGAGCGGAACCAUUUGAUCCAUUCACCUGUGGGCAAGCAGACUUCCCCCCAGAUAUCCAGUCCAGGCUGGACGAGAUGCAGCGUCAGAGAUGGUUUGUACCGUUACACUACAUUGACCCUUCUUGUAGUUGUCAUGACUGUGUCCUCGUGAAUGGAUUUGCAUGUAUUCAGUUUGACUCUGUUGUAACUAGUCUGCAUACAGUCCAUCAGUAAAACCAAGCAUUUUGAAAUGUCAUUGAGUUGAUGUUACAUUUUCUAGUAAACAAUGUGAUUUAGAAAAAAAUAUAAUUAUUAACCUUGUUGGUUAAGGAAGCUUCACUUUUCUCAGUCAGUCUCUUUGAUUUGAUCAUUCACUGCAACAAUAAUGGAAAAUUAAUUGAAUAAAUAACUAAGGCUGUCAAAGGAUAGAAAAAUGUAAUCACAGGAUUUGUUGUGAUUAAUUGCAAAUUCAGAAUUUGCUUAAACUGAGCUGUAGAUUUAUUUUUAAUACAAAACCUAUUAUAAGAAUAUUGACGUCUUAAUUUGGUCUAAAAAAAUCUGGUAAAUUGAUUAAGCACACUUUCUUUAACCUCAAUGUCAACUAGUUUUGACAUCACAUUGUUGUUUUUAGCUGUAUAGAUGUAUUUUGAAUGUUUUCAGGGAAUUUUUGAACGCUUUCAGACAAAAUAAAUAGGGUUAUUACCCUAAAUGUACGUUAGUUGACUGAUUUCCUCUGAUAGCCCUAUGAAUAACACAUCUGAUCUAAUGUUGUGUGUUCCUGGCUGUCAACAGUAUUAUCUUUGUUUUGUUACUGAAAAUGUGUUAUUGCUCGUAAAGCUACUUCAUCAUAUUUGUAUUACUUGUUGUUUCUGGAACAGUCUAUCGUCACAUGGUGUCAGAUGUAUUAAAAGUCCUGUAGUUAUUAUUUGUUACAUCCAUAGGUCCGACACAGAUGCUGAUGUGGUUUAUGGUGUAGACUGUAUAUGAGGGUUUAACACUUCUUUGAAGGGAUUUGGGUCAAAGCUUCCUCAGAUCUUGUUAUUUCUCUGAGAAGUGCUUAGGCAAUCUAGAUUUCAUAUCCCCUAACCAUUACUUUGUGGACUUGGAUGCCUGCUAUUUUGGACCAAGCAAUAAUAAGAACUUGGGGCCAGUAUGAAUAUAUUUUACGGUGUUUUGGUUACAGCUCACCAAGGCUGUGUCUACACUUAGCACUUACAUGCGAUUUCUGCUAUCAGAAUACAAAGAUCGCAUUGAAAAGACUGGAUGCAUUGUGUGCUGAAUUCUCCUCAGUCCUGACGCAAUCAGGCUAUCGAAAGAGUAUACAGUGGGCGAGAUCAUCAGCACUCUGCCCACAAGUAUCAAAUUACAUCAAAUCACAUGCGCCGAAUACAACAAUGUAGACCUUAACCAACAGUGCAGUUCACCAAGUAUCCAGAAAACUUGUGUUUUGGGACCGAAAGGCACCAUUUGUCAUUAAACAUGGGAGGAAAUACGUUCCUAGGAACGUGUUUGCUGACUUCAUGAAUCCUAUAUUAGCAUAUUUUGAAAAAUAGUCAUGUUAACCUGUUUGCAAUCUCUUUGGCUUUGCUAGCUAGCUUGCUGACUAGUUACAGAGGUUAGCUACAGUAGUUGGCUACUGCCAUCAAGUUGUUGUUGUGCUAUUAUCAGAUGCAGCCUGUUCUACCGUUUGCAGAAUGCAUACUGGCAUUUGAAUAUACAGCGGGAAGAGGACACCGUGGACACAAUGUGGACACCGUGGACACAAUGUGGACACCGUGGACACAAUGUGGACACCGUGGACACAAUGUGGACACCGUGGACACAAUGUGGACACCGUGGACACAAUGUGGACACAGUGGACACAAUGUGGACACAAUGUGGACACAUUUAACAUGUAGCUGUAGUAGACUCAUUACGUGCUUGGAACUGUCAAGUCUAGACACAGCUCAAAACUCAGCAAUGUCUCUCUAAGGUUGUGGACAUGGAGGAAGUGUAGUAUUGAUUAUACCGACCACCUUCCUUUGACGUCUUUCUUCCUACAGAGACGUUUCAGAUGGGAUUCGUGUAUUUUUCUAACAGCCGUUCUCCCCCU
Oncorhynchus gorbuscha (pink salmon) is the source of this 3386-nucleotide messenger RNA. RefSeq names its product PTB domain-containing engulfment adapter protein 1-like. NCBI's taxonomy places the organism in Eukaryota, Metazoa, Chordata, Actinopteri, Salmoniformes, Salmonidae. Bases 98 to 1528 code for a protein of 476 amino acids. The transcript has 12 exons. The record is from RefSeq and is a predicted model, not a curated record.